Messenger RNA from Komagataella phaffii GS115, 846 nucleotides. RefSeq lists its product as hypothetical. NCBI's taxonomy places the organism in Eukaryota, Fungi, Ascomycota, Pichiomycetes, Pichiales, Pichiaceae. The transcript has a single exon. Gene Ontology annotation, cellular component: endoplasmic reticulum membrane. The record is from RefSeq and is a predicted model, not a curated record. Gene Ontology annotation, biological process: (1->6)-beta-D-glucan biosynthetic process; fungal-type cell wall biogenesis. The coding region runs from base 1 to 846 and encodes 281 amino acids.
AUGAGAUUAUCAUCGUUGACAGCUUCAAUAUGCCUGAUAGCAAUUUGUCAGGGGUUUUUAAACACUGCCCCAAUGAUGAUAGAAAUCGUUAAUCCUACGUCAGAGUUGUUACCGGAUGGUUCCUAUUUAACGGAGUAUGAAUCAUUGAGAGUAAAAGUAGAAAAAUUGACGGAGAAGUGGUGCAGCGUCCGAUCUCAAGAAAGAUUGGCCAUUGUGCAAGUACCUGGGCUUAGUAAGAGGCUUUUAAGCCAGGAAAUUUCAUUCAACCAUCAAGAAAGUUUGAUAAAUCGUAUUUACAGAAGCUCCAAGAGUUUUGUCUCACCUCAUGUGUAUUAUCCUACUAGCGAGCUAGAGCAGCUUUAUUCUGCCAAAUGUCUUGAAGAGGGCCGUAUGUCUGAAGUUAGAAUACCAAAGUGGGAGGACACUUCAUUCGCUUAUGAAUCUUUCCUCAAGGAUUUGCACUCCAACGUUUUCUUUUUGCAGUUGCCAUCACAAGGGACCUUGACUGAUGAGGAUUAUUUGAAGGCUCUCAGAAAUGCUUUAGACCACUUGAAAUGUUCAAUGAAGAAAGUAUCCGAGAACAAUAUAAGCUUCAUCAUCCAAGGACUACCGUCUGAACCUCAGAAUAGCUUUAGAUCUAGAGAACUUCCCACUUCCAACAGCACUAUCGGAUCAGGCAGCGCAAUGGACAAAUAUACAUUCUUCACGCCAGGAAUUUGGAUGACCACUAUUGUUUCUUUAUUUUUGGCAUGGGUCUUUUCGGUAGCCCUCAACUGGGUUUCAUCAUUGCAGAUAAGUUACAAGGCAUUUGAGAAACAGGUAAACCCUCAAAAGAAAACUCAGUAG